This is a messenger RNA of Anthonomus grandis grandis, 2304 nucleotides long. It is a transcript of the gene HDAC3, whose product is annotated as histone deacetylase 3. Gene Ontology annotation, molecular function: histone deacetylase activity. The record is from RefSeq and is a predicted model, not a curated record. The coding region runs from base 528 to 1820 and encodes 430 amino acids. Lineage: Eukaryota; Metazoa; Arthropoda; Insecta; Coleoptera; Curculionidae. The transcript is spliced from 4 exons.
CCAACAUUAGCCAUUAAUGGAGUGUAAUUGGUCGUUUUUACGUUAACACCAGCAAUAUGAUAAUUCCAAUCUUGAAAAUUCUCAAAAUUAUAUUAUUUAGAUUUUAAAAAAAUAUAUUUACAAGAAAAUUCAAAGGAAAAGAAAUGUACACGUAUCUCUAGGAGAAUUUCAUGGUUAGGUAUUACGACCAUUACAACGGUUCAGGACCUCCCUAUAAACGUAAUAAAAGUCCAAGCCCACAACAAAACAGAAUUAAUUUUGGAUAUUAUUUAUCAAUUUUAUCAUACAAUCCAUAUAAUAUACAAAUCUUAGCUUCUUUUUACACUCACUCUAUUAUAAAACACAUUUUCCUCUUAUGCACGUACACUUCUAUUGUGAUGGCUUACAAAUAGCCAGUUUAUUCUGGGCAUGGAUAUUAUAGACGAUCGUUUCCAACUUACUCAGCGAUUAUUUGUCGUUUUCCUCUUUUUAUUAUUCGUCUGGAUUUGUAGACAAAUUGUAGAAUUUAACCAGGUCAGUCUUUAACAAUGAAACAACGAGUUUCUUACUUUUUCAAUCCUGACGUGGGCAAUUUUCACUAUGGAACUGGUCACCCGAUGAAACCACAUCGACUAGCAGUCAUCCACAAACUUAUUUUAAAUUAUGGUUUGCAUAAGCAUAUGCAGGUUUAUAGACCCUACAUUGCCAGUUCCCAUGAUAUGUGUAGGUUUCAUUCAGAUGAGUAUAUUGACUUUUUACAAAAAGUUACCCCACAAAAUAUCUCGUCAUUUACAAAACAUCUGAGCCACUACAAUGUAGGUGACGACUGUCCAGUGUUCUACGGACUCUUCGACUUUUGCUCAAUGUAUACCGGAGCUUCGCUAGAGGGGGCCAUGAAGCUUAACAACAACGACUGUGAUAUCGCCAUAAAUUGGUCCGGUGGUUUACAUCACGCGAAAAAAUCUGAAGCAUCUGGUUUCUGUUAUGUAAACGACAUAGUUAUUGGCAUUUUAGAAUUACUCAAAUACCAUCCGAGAGUGCUUUACAUUGACAUCGAUGUCCACCAUGGAGAUGGAGUGCAGGAAGCGUUCUACCUUACAGAUCGCGUUAUGACGGUUAGUUUCCAUAAAUAUGGAAAUUAUUUCUUUCCUGGAACUGGCGAUAUGUACGAAAUUGGUGCUGAAAGUGGCAGAUAUUAUUCUGUCAAUGUACCAUUAAGGGAAGGUAUAGAUGACGCGAGUUAUUGGCAAGUGUUUAAACCCGUAAUUUCUUAUGUUAUGGAAUUUUAUCAGCCUACAGCUAUCGUUUUACAAUGCGGCGCAGAUUCUUUGGCGGGAGAUCGAUUAGGAUGUUUUUCCUUAAGUACAAAAGGGCAUGGCGAAUGUGUUAAAUUUGUCAAGAGUUUAAAUGUACCAACACUAGUGGUAGGAGGUGGCGGAUAUACACUUAGGAAUGUUGCAAGAUGUUGGACCUACGAGACCUCUCUGCUGGUAGACGAGCAGAUUUCUAAUGAGCUUCCUUAUACAGAAUAUUUUGAGUUUUUUGCUCCGGACUUUACGUUGCAUCCAGAAGUCGUCACUAGGAGAGAGAAUAUUAAUAGUAAGCAGUAUCUUGAAGCAAUAACAAAGUUUACGUAUGACAACUUAAAAAUGUGUCAGCAUUCACCCAGCGUUCAAAUGUUUGACGCACCAGGACCCGCCAUUCCCGAGGAGGUAAAAGUGAAAGAAGAAGAAGAUCCAGAUGUAAGAAUCAGUCAAGAGUUGGAAGAUAAAAUGGUGGAGCCCAAGAAUGAGUUUUACGACGGGGAUAAAGAUAACGAUAAGGAAGACGUUAAGCCUUAAGUUUGAAAUGUAGGAUUUAGGGCUCAAAUUAAUUUUGACUUUAUUGUAUUAUUAUUAUUAUUAUGAUAAGUUUAAAAAUGCAUUUUUUAUAUUGUGGAUUUAUUAAUUUUUAAUAUAGGUUCUUAUUAAAUUGACAAUUUUCAACUUUACUGAAAUGAAUUAUUGUAAUAUAUUUUUUUUUUUAAUUAUAAUUAAAUAUUGCCUUGCACAAAUUUAUCUUUCAAGUUCUAGGGUUUAGGUUUAAAAUAUAUAGAGUUUAAGAUUUAAUUAAAUUAUAAUUUUAUUGUAUUGUAAACUAAUGUAAGUCUCAAAUAUUAUUUUAUUUUUAUUAUUUUUUACAUUAUGGUAGCAAUUUUUGCGUAAUUUUUAUUAUGAUUGUCAAUUUUGGUGGUAAAUGCAAUUUAUAUUAUUUAUUUGCUUUUUUUAAAGAUUCCUUUAUACAUAAUUUUUACAUUAUUAGAUUACAUUUUACUAACAACUGAAA